AUGUCGAAGCAACCGAUUGAUACAUCUAAUGAAUUCAAGACCCAAAAGGAUUUAGAAAUUGAUCCAGAGUGUGCGCUCGAACAUGAUCGGCAAAUGUUGCAACAGCUUUCUGAGCAUGCCUCUGACCUGGAUUCCCCUAAUGUUGCUUCCAAUGGCGAUAUUCCACUCGGGUUUGACCUUUCUGGCAUUCCAAUUAAUAUGACUCCAGAUUUUUAUCUGCGAAUGAACCAAAAUAUGGAAUACACUUUUAACCAGUCAAAUCCAGUUGCCUCUCCUCAAUAUCUACUUCGCAGCUCUCUGGUUCCGACUUUGGCAAAUCUCAGCAAUAUCAUUUUGUCUAUUCUUGGGAAGCCUGUACAAGAGGCUUCAGCCAUCGUUACAAAUCCAGCGUCAGAAAUGGGAAUGGCCUUCACAAAGCUGAUGAGCAUGUUUCGUAUGAUUAAAGACAUAUACACCGAGGAUUCGUUCAUUUACCCCGCCGUCAUUAGUAUGCGUACUCCUUCUCAGCGAAGUGCCGUUCGUCGGGCCAAUUUGGCAAUUUUUUUGUCUGCAGUUUAUGGUGCUCUUCAGAUUGGUUUCUUCCAUUUAAACGAAAAUUUCCUGGAAGUGUUUGCUCCUGAUGAAGCCAACAUUCUUACCAACCAAGGCACCCUGUACAUGGAAUUGAAAACGCAGGCUUACAUUUCUGCCAUGGCUCAAGCAGAGCGACCUAAGGAAGAUAUUUUAAAUGACCUUUUCCCUUCCGAUAUGGCUCAUCGGUUUUUACUGCGCCGUAAUGCCAAGCUAGACGACAAGCUCACUUAUGUUGAGAAACAGAUCCUCGAGAAAUGUGCUGCUCGGAAAGAACGGUUAUCGAAUUUUACUCCUCAAGAGGCUUUAAACGAAGUUUAUCCCUGGGGAAAAUUUUUAAGUGAAAUAGCCUGCUAUAUUCACAACAAUCACUCAUCGAUUGCAGCUAUUCCUGUUCCCAAUGGCAAUGUCAAGCGGAAAGCGAAAAAACAGGGAGGUAGAUAUAAAUCAUGUGAGGAGAAUUCGUCUCCUUCAGAGUCUGGUUCUGAUUUGACAGACGGUUUAGCUUUUGGCCUACCAACAGCGACUUUGGAUGCUACUUCUGAAGCAAAUAAUGUUUCCAGUGUUGUAUUAUAUGAUCAGGUUCGCAGCAUGACAAAUACUGGUAAUGGCAACAAGCGAACCAAAAAAGUUGCAAAUCGAAGGACGUGGACGAAGGAGGAAGAAGAAGCUCUUUUGGAUGGCCUUGAUUCAGUAAAGGGUCCCCGAUGGAGUCAAAUUUUGGAGCUUUACGGACCUGGUGGUAGAAAAAAUGAAGUCUUAAAACAUCGCAAUCAAGUUCAGUUGAAGGAUAAAGCUCGAAAUAUGAAGCUUUUUUUCUUAAAAAGCGGACAGAUUGUUCCGGCCCCUUUGCAAUGUGUUACUGGUGAUCUUCGGAGAGAGUAA
This is a messenger RNA of Schizosaccharomyces osmophilus, 1455 nucleotides long. It is a transcript of the gene tbf1, whose product is annotated as DNA binding factor Trf1. Gene Ontology annotation, molecular function: protein homodimerization activity; double-stranded telomeric DNA binding. The record is from RefSeq and is a predicted model, not a curated record. Gene Ontology annotation, biological process: telomere maintenance via telomere lengthening. Lineage: Eukaryota; Fungi; Ascomycota; Schizosaccharomycetes; Schizosaccharomycetales; Schizosaccharomycetaceae. The transcript has a single exon. Bases 1 to 1455 code for a protein of 484 amino acids.